Messenger RNA from Drosophila serrata, 1719 nucleotides. RefSeq lists its product as uncharacterized. The record is from RefSeq and is a predicted model, not a curated record. Lineage: Eukaryota; Metazoa; Arthropoda; Insecta; Diptera; Drosophilidae.
UAGUAUUUUCUCACGUUUUAAACGAACAACAUCUAAAUUUUAAAUCGAGCAUGUUCCUGUUGGUUCUCACCUAUUAAUUCAUAACAUUUAAAAAUCUUAUAAAUAAGUACGUGUUGGACCCGAAUCGGUUGACAUUAAACCAGAGAAAGAAAGAAAUAUCACACAAUAAUGGGCAGACCAGUAUCGCAACGCCGGCAAUCGAUGAGAUUCGUGAGCGGUCAGGGGCCCAAGAGCGAGCCAGAGCCACAGUCACAGCCCGAUAAUGAGCCCGAGGCGGAGCCGCCUUGCCAGGAGCUCGAUCCUGUGAACACAUACCAGGAGGAACCGCUACCCAUGCGCAAGUGGAUGCGGUGGCAGAACUGCAAAACCUUCGAGCUGACAAACACUGCAGAGACUUAUCCCAGCAUCCGGCCACCGAUUAAUACUUGCACACCCGGGAAGAGUCUGACAUACAUUGACGAUUCCAUGGAGGUCAACCAGUGCGGCCGGAUGUUCCAGAUGGGCAAGGAUGACGUGCUGGCCGUAUGGAACCAGAGUCCGCGCAAAGACACCCUCGCCUGGUACGGCAUCGGUGAGCAGAGUGCGUCCUACAACGAUGCCGUGGCCAAGAGCCUACAGGCGGCCAGCCAGAAGGCCAAGAAGCCGAAGAAGUCCCGCAUUCGUCCUGAGCAGAAGCUAAAAGUUAAGGAGCCGCUUGGGCCAUAUGUCUUGGACCGGGUGUGCCUGAAGGCCAAGCUGGAUAAGAUGCCCAAUGUACGGCGCCAGUUGAAAGCCAACAAUGCUUUGUCCUGGCUGCACUGCCCGGAGCCCGUGGAUCCCGAUCAUCCGUUCGAGGAUCAAUCCGCCUUCCCAAAGACCAGCAUUCAGUUGGCGCCAGCGAAGCGAUCGAAGUCUCCGAGGCCCCCAAAACGUGGCCUGCGCCGUAAGCACUGGUACUGCCCCCACAAGGCGGCAGGUGGAGAAGACGAGGAGAACAAGUGCAUCACGUACGAGAGAGCCAUGAAGGCUACCCUCCCAGCCGUCCAAGGAGAAACGGUCGCCCAGGAGCCGGACAAGGAGCCAGAGCCCAGGAACUAUGAUGAGCUGUACAAGUCCCUAGAGUGCUGCUUCGUCCAGAACCCCAAUGGGUUCAAUGAUAUUUGCGAGACAUACGAGCAGUGCUGCAAGGAUCCCGAAGAUCAGACCAUUCAGGGGUGCAACGAGUUCCUGCCGGAAACUGCCGGAGAAAGUGAAAGCUGCUGCUGCCUCGAGAAGUGCAACUGUGUGAGGAGCAAGGGUGGCAGAUCCCCCAAGGUGGAGGAACAGCAGCAGGAGCAGGAGCAGGAGCAGGAGCAGAAGCAGGCGCAGGAGGAGGCCACCAAAGAUGAUGGGAGUAUGAAGCCUAUAGACAUUGAGUAAAUAUCGCGUAUACGCACCUUGGGCCGCUUGGCAUACUGUCCCGUUCGUACAUCGCGAAUGGUGGCUAUAUCAAGGAUGUCCAACUCAUUGUUCUGGUCGAUCCAGUAGAGGAAGAAGCCCUUGGCAUCCACGCGCAUCGUAACCGGCGUUCCAGUGCCCGAGUCCUGCAAUCAAGAAAGAAUAGAUGACAACAGUGAGGAAAUGUGAGAACCAAGGCAUGGAAACAGGAAUUAAUUGAUUGCACAUUUUAUUAUUGGUGGUAAUCAAAGAGCAUUCUCCACACCGAUUCGGGUCCAAUAAAUUGAAACACUUCGACUUGUA